Molecule: messenger RNA, 763 nt
Organism: Mixia osmundae IAM 14324
Lineage: Eukaryota; Fungi; Basidiomycota; Mixiomycetes; Mixiales; Mixiaceae
Exons: 2
Coding region: 68-532 (154 amino acids)
Source: RefSeq, a predicted model, not a curated record
UGACAGUCGAGUCGCGCAAUUUUGGCAGCGAGCAUCAUCGACUGAAGCGCUGACAGGCUUGCCCGUCAUGGACUCUCUAGCGCCAGAAUGUACCCGGGCGAAGCAAGAGUAUGACGCCUGCUUCCACACCUGGUUGGAUGGCUAUCUCAAUCUCGUCGUCUUGCGGCCUGGCAGCUCAUCUCAAGCCGCGACGCCAGACUCGUCCCAGGCUCCCUCAUCAGGCACCGCACAGUCAGCCGGCAGCUCAUUCUCGCUGUGGGGAUCGAACAAAGGCAAGGAGAGAGCCUCAGCCACUCAGCCUACUGCAGGCGACAGGUCUCUGUCCAGCAUGACCGAGGAUGAACGGCAGAAAGCUAUAAAGAGUAAGAUCGCAGAGUACGACGCCAAAUGUGGCAGCCUAUGGACAGAUUAUCGUUCAUGUUUGCAGAAUGGCAUCAAGGCGAAAGGGCUAGAUGAUCUCAUCGCUGCCGCACGCGCAGAAGAUCCGUUGCUUCGGCCCAGCGAUGAAGCCUUUCCGACCGACGAGCGAUGACGCACGAAGGACAGGACGUGUACGAUCAGCUGCCCGCAGAAAAAGACUGUAGCAUCAAGCAUGUACAAUCAUUGCAGCCCCUGUCAGAUCACUAAGCGACGACGCGCCGGAAGGAAUAGCGUCUGAAAAGCCUCGUCGACGUCUCGUAAACCACGAAGAUGCAGAAACAGGUCUCGAGCGGGCAUGCUCAUUUCAGGCGCAAAAAGGAUACGCAAAAAUCUACUUUACCGC